Messenger RNA from Benincasa hispida (wax gourd), 1356 nucleotides. RefSeq names its product FCS-Like Zinc finger 8-like. The record is from RefSeq and is a predicted model, not a curated record. Lineage: Eukaryota; Viridiplantae; Streptophyta; Magnoliopsida; Cucurbitales; Cucurbitaceae.
AAAAAAAAAAAAAAAAAAACCCUAAUCCAUGUCCAUCAUCUCAUGUCUUCCACACCGUUGGAUUGGUUUUGAUCAACGGUGGUAAAUAGUUUGUCUUGUUCUUUUCUUCCACCGUUUUAGCAGAAGCAGCCAUGGAAGCCACUGAAGUUUAAUUUAAGCAUCAAAUUUUUUUGCCCCCACCCAAAAUAAAGCUUUUUUCCUUUUUCCUUUUUUUGAAAAAAAAAAUCCCAUUUCCUAAUUCCAAACUCAGAAGUUUGUUUUUCUCAACAAUUUUUGCUACUUAUUUUUGAGGUGGAAGAUUUUUGAAAAUAGGAGAGAAAAUAAAAACAUGUUGAGGAAUAGAUCUAGAGCUGUAACUGGAAAACAAGCAUUAAUGGCAGAUCAAACCUCUCAAUCUUCUUCUUCUUCUCCAUCUUCUUAUACAAAACCACUUAAAAAUUCCUUCUUUGGAUCUCCAAGAUUCAAAGCUUUUUCAUCAACAAAUGAUCACUCUGUUAUUAGCCCAACUUCUGUUCUUGAUUCCAAACCAUUUUUCUCUUUACAAAAUCCUUUCAAACCAAAUCCCAAUACUACCCCCAACAAAAAAGUUACAAUUUUCCCAGAAAACAAAGGCCCAAAGAAGCCCAUUGGGCUUGCUUUAAUUGAGGAUAAAAAUGAUUCCAAGCCCACUAAGAGUGUCAUCUUUAGUGCUAAACUUCGUGUUCAAAUCCCUCCGCCGGAAUCCACCAUGGACGGCGGCGGAGAGAUGGGUAAUGGGUUGUUGAUGACGGUGGAGGAGAUGGAAGUUUGUGAAGAGUAUACUUGUGUGAAAAGACAUGGGCCUAAUGCUAAAAUUACUCAUAUUUUUGAUAAUUUUGUGGUCAAAAGCUCUGUUGAUGAUUAUGGUUCUCCUCACAAUUUUUCAAUGGCGGAUGUGAGGAAGAAGAAGAUCAUGAAGAAGAACAACACUGACUUUCUUAGCUUUUGUUAUACUUGCAAGAAUGAUCUUCAGCUCACCAAUGACAUCUAUAUUUACAGAGGUGAGAAAGCUUUUUGCAGCCAGGAAUGUCGCAACCAAGAAAUGCUUUUGGAUGAAGAAGAGGAAGAAUAUUCAUCUUAGAUCAUCAUUUUCAACCUAUGCUUUCUUCUUCCAUUAUAUUUUCACUAAAUUCAUGGCAAAAUUUUACUCUUUUUUUUUUGGGUUUUGUUUUGUUUUUUUUUUUCCUCUCAUGCAAAUAGAGAUAAGAGAGAGGUGUUUGUAGAGAGAGAAAUUAUGGAUAAAAAUAUGUUCAAUAUGUUGACUAAUAUGAUUGCUUGUUUUGUCUUUUACUUAAAAACUUGGUUUUUUUUUUUGGAAAAAAUAAAAAUAUUUGAUAA